UAAACUGUCUCUUGUCUUUACUCAUCACUGGUUUGGAUUUAUGAUUUUAACCCCAAAUACAUUGCAAAAAGGAGUCUUUCAGAGAGUAGUUUGUUAAACAGUAUUUUGUAUAUUCGGGUACAUUAUUGCCUUGUCUUAGGGUUAUAUUUACUGGGCUAAACAUCUAAAUACGGCCAGUAGAGAGAGGAGAGUUUUGUCUGAGCUACGAACUGAAUUAUGGGUAGCGAUUGUGCCCCGUUGGGAAUGUGGUAAAUUAUAGUCCGACAUUUUGUGGAUCAUAAAGGUGAAAAUAGACGUCGAAAGUCCUCUUUGGACGGUCAUUUGAGCCAAAGGCACCAAUGGAUCGUUCAGAGAUGGAUACCUUAGAUGGAAAUGUGCAUGUAAAUGGUAGCAUGCACGGGAUGCACACACCCAAUUCUAUGGGUAUGAACAUGCAUGGUCCACCACCAGAUAUAAAACCUGAUAUAUCAACUCUCGGAUCUCCUACCAGUACUCAUCCUUACUUUAGUUACGGUCAUUUACAUGGAUUACCAACAUCAACACAGCAUUCUCCAGGUCCCCCACAGAUGCAUUCCCCUCCUCUUCAUUCUCCUACAUCUUCUAUGGGUACCCCUCCACUCAUGUCGUUGGGAUGUCCGUCACCAACAGGAAUGCAACCACACACAACUUUAUCCAACAAACAUAUUUGUGCGAUAUGUGGGGAUCGUGCUUCUGGUAAACAUUAUGGUGUUUAUAGUUGUGAGGGUUGUAAGGGUUUUUUCAAAAGAACUGUAAGAAAGGAGUUAACCUAUGCCUGCCGUGAUGAUAAAAACUGUUAUAUUGACAAACGUCAGAGAAAUCGUUGUCAGUAUUGCCGUUAUAUGAAAUGUUUAGCAAUGGGAAUGAAACGAGAAGCCGUGCUUCCCACAGCUGUCCAGGAAGAAAGGCAGAGAACUAAGGAAAAGGGUGAAGAGGUUGAGAGUACCAGUAGCGUUAAUAAUGACAUGCCCGUUGAACAAAUACUGGAGGCGGAACUAGCGGUUGAGCCAAAAAUAGAUACUUACAUCGACACUCAGAAAGAUCCAGUCACAAAUAUUUGUCAAGCAGCAGAUAAACAAUUGUUUACAUUGGUAGAAUGGGCCAAACGUAUACCGCAUUUCACCGAAUUACCUCUAGAAGACCAGGUGAUACAACUACGUGCAGGUUGGAAUGAAUUAUUAAUUGCUGGUUUCUCGCAUCGGUCUAUUGCUGUAAAAGAUGGAAUUUUAUUGGCUACUGGAUUACAUGUACACAGAAGUAGUGCCCAUCAAGCUGGGGUUGGAACUAUAUUUGAUAGAGUUCUAACAGAAUUAGUAGCCAAAAUGAGGGAAAUGAAAAUGGAUAAGACAGAGUUAGGAUGUCUUAGGGCCAUAGUUCUUUUUAACCCUGAUGCCAAGGGUUUAACAGCAGUACAAGAAGUAGAACAGCUAAGAGAAAAAGUGUAUGCGUCAUUGGAAGAAUAUUGUAAAACGCGAUAUCCGGAUGAACCGGGUCGAUUUGCUAAAUUACUACUCCGUUUACCAGCUCUAAGGAGCAUAGGACUCAAAUGUCUUGAACAUUUAUUUUUCUUCAAACUUAUUGGAGAUACCCCUAUUGAUACCUUUCUUAUGGAGAUGUUAGAAAACCCAAGCCCACAGACGUAGCUGUUGUGAAUAUUCAUAAAGAAAAAAGCCUGUCAGUGCCACAAGUUGAAAGUAAAAAAAGAAUUACAACUCUAAAUGUUUUAUUGUUAGCUAAAAUUUUUAUAAAUCACGCACAUAUUAAAUGUAUUAUAUAUUAGUUAUGAAAUCUAUAAAAUAUCUCGAGAUUGAAAAAAUUAUUUUUAGAUAUUAAAAUAUUAUGUAAAAAGAAUUCAGUAAAAAUGUAUGUUAAAUCUGCUUUUAAUGCUUUAAAUUUAAACAGUUUUUGUGUUAAUUUGAGAAAACAAUGUGCUGUUUGGUCAUUAUUUUGUUGAACAUAACAUUGUGAUAGUGUAAUUUAACAAAAUAUGUUAACAAAUUACAAAGUUUAUGAUAUUAUUUUGCAUUAUUAUGUUCCUCUUGAUUUGUGAGAAAAAAAGAAAAAUAUCAUUCAACAAAGAAAAUUAAAUAAUUAAUAAUUGUUAGAAUAUUCCUUAAAAGUGCAAAUUAUGACACUAAGGAAAAUGUAAGAGGUGAAAUCCAGUAUUUGGCCUUGUACAUUUUUUUCUUUGCUAAAAAAGAAAAAGGGCACAACUUUUUUGCACAAUGGUAAUCAAAGGACUGGCUUAUUAUAGAAAUGAUCUGCCAUGCCUUGAUUUUUAUUUAGUCCCCAAAUAUGUUAACACGUCUAGGGAAAGUAGGGUACAGUCUAUUCAAAAGAAUUAAACAAAUUGAAAUGUUUUUUUCUCCUUACAAAUGGCAUAAAAUUGUUGAUUGAUUCAAAAUAUGGCAAAACUUGUAUCCUUAAAAUACAGUCUUGUGUUAAUUAUUUUAUAAUUUUAAUUAUUGUUUUGAUUCAGAAUUUUACUAUCUUUGUUAGUAGUGAUAUAUUAGAGAUUGUAUAUUAUUUGUAAUAUGUAAUAGUUCCCUAAAGAAUCUUGUAAACUAAAAUAAUUUCAAAAUGGCCAAUUGAUGGUAAUGUAAUUCUUAAUCAAGUUUGGAUGAAAGCAAUGCUAACACAAAUCAGGUGUUAACUUCUAUUAAAUUAUGCAUAAAAAGACAUUAAAUUGGCUCUAUAUCUGAAUUCACCAUGUUUUGGAUUUGGAAUGUGUUAUUCUUUAUUCACACUGCAUUUUAACUACAAGUUAAAUCUAGCUUUAUGUACAUGUAUUAUUUUGUGUCCUAACUCAGCAACUGACAAAAUGAAAUUUUUAAAUUUCGUUAUUGAUUGAUAGUGUUUUAUAUUUUAAAUUAGAUUGUUUUUAUUGUUUAUGUUAUAUUAACAUUAAAAUCAUAAAAUUCAUCAGAAACUCAUAAAAAUGGAGGAAAAUAAAUUUACACAAAAAUAACUUUGUCUUAAAAUAUUUUGCCUCUUGAUUACUACAAAACAUAUUUAUGUGUAGUUGAACUAUUAAUUAAAACUUUGAGAGAUAUAAAACAUGACUUGAAAUCCUAAAUAGCAGAAAGAUGCCCAAAUUGCUGUUAUUUUAUUGAAAGUUGAUUGCUUUUAAGCAUAAUUUUCAUCUUGAAUGUGUGUAGAGUACCGAGAGAAAGAAUGUCUCUGAAUGUAUUAUUAUUAUUUUUUUUUUUUUUAAAGCAGUUCUGUUAAUAAUUUUUGAAACCUUUGUAUGGUCAGUCAAAUCUAUGUUGAAUUUUAUUUGUAUUAAAAUGAAAAUAAGUAAUACAUUUUUAUAUUGAAAUUUUUAAAAAAAAAAGGCAUUUUACAAAAUUACAUGUAAUACCAGUUUGAUCAACAAAAAGUUGUCUUACUUUUGUCUAUUUUGUUAGCUAUUAACAUUUCAGUUGCAAUAGAUAUGUUAACAAAAUCCUUUUUUCUCAAUUUCAUGUACUUUUAACAAAAAGAUUCCAAAAUAUUUAAUUAAGAUUAAUGUCUCUGUAUGUCAUUUGCAUUUUCGGAAAAAUAUCAAAACUUUCCACAGCUUAAUCCGCCCAAAUAUGUACUCAUAUUGAUUAUUGACAUUUAAUUAAGAAAACAAUAUCAAACUGUCAAUGGUAGAUUAUCUCCUGUCUUGGAUACAAGAGUAUUAAAAAAACAGGCGUAUCAAAUGAUUUCCACAAAAGUGGCACUGGCUUGCCGAAUUUUGUCAAAUUUCCAAAUCAUGUCUUCGUCAAUACUGAACGGAAUUGAAUCAUUUUUUGUUUGAUUGUUUUUAGAAAUUCAACUUUCAUGAUAUUAUAGUUUGCACGGAAUUAAUGAUCCCUCAAAUGAUGAUCAGAGACUUUUAAAAAAAAUAAAAUUGUUUAAAAAUACUCAUUUCUAUAUUUCAAUGAAAUUAUUUCAACACCAGCAAAGAUCAUGAUAAUUAUUUCAAAUGCUCUAAUGUUUGUUUUGUAAUCAAGAGAAAAACCCUAAUGGAAAGAUUAAGAUAUUCAGAUUAUUGUAGAUUAUAUGAACAGCACAUUUAGAAAUGUAAUCUUAUAUAUACUUAUUCACAUGACAAUGUAAAUAAUCAUUACUUUAUAUAUAUACAUACCUUUUGUAUAUCCUACUAUACUUCUAUUAUUAUUAUUAGUUAUGUAUAUAUUUGUUAGCUUCUAGUUGUCUUGACAACAGGUUUAUUAUUAUGAAUAUAUUAUAAUUAUUUUUAACCAGCAUGAUGUUUACUACAAGAGAUCAUAAUACAAUUCUAUGGUUGUUGAGAGUUAGCCCUCUUGAUAUUGCAAUAGAUUCUUUUCUCUUGGUUAUUCCCCAUUAUAUAUAUAUUUUUUUUUUUUUGGAAACUAGACUCCUGCACAAAGGGCAAUGAGUAAAUACGUCACUACGCUUUAUAUAGAGUUUAUGAGCUGUACAUGUGUACUUUGUUUUAUGUGUAGGUCAACUUUAUAUUUUUGUUACAUUUUUAGAUAAAAGUCAGAAGUAUAACACUGGAAAUAAUAAUAUUCCAACGAACACAGUUUUAGAAAAUUAUUCAUGAAAAUGUACACAUUUUUUGAGUAAGAAUUAAAUUAUGUUCAAUAGAAUAAGGUCAUUUCUAUUUUUGCAGUCCUAAAUUUAAAAAAAAAUAUGCGAAAAAGACAAUGCAUAUUUCUAUUCUAAAUGUAUGUCCACUACAAUUUACUUACAAUAACAAUGUCAGUACACUACAUUUCAAGUUAGUCUACUACAUUUCAAGUUCUCUUUUGGAUACCGGUAUUUUUUUUCUUAUUUACUGUUGAAUGUUGAAAUGGAUUUAGAUUUGCUUGAAAUGGAAUCAUAAUCAAUUUGAUUUAUUAUUUUUUUAUCACUUAUUGUAAAAUUUACCCCACAUUUUAAAACCUAUAACUUUAUCUAUUUGUGAGGGAUUCUCUAUAUAUAAGAUGUGGUGCUUUGUAAAACACUAUGAAGUAAGCUUGUAAUUUUUUGCCAUAGGCAUGGUGAUUUAAUUUUGUAUAGAUUUUUUUUUUCUUGCUGUGUAUCUGUUGAAUCACAUCGUAACCAUAGUUUAUCAUAUUUCUGUUGGUGUAAAUUGUCAAAUGUACACAUUGCCAUGGACAUCAACAAUAAAACUAUCAAUAACAUAAAAAUA
Molecule: messenger RNA, 5164 nt
Organism: Patella vulgata (common limpet)
Lineage: Eukaryota; Metazoa; Mollusca; Gastropoda; Patellidae
Product: retinoic acid receptor RXR
Exons: 7
Coding region: 339-1661 (440 amino acids)
Biological process (GO): positive regulation of transcription by RNA polymerase II; cell differentiation; anatomical structure development
Cellular component (GO): nucleus; RNA polymerase II transcription regulator complex
Molecular function (GO): RNA polymerase II cis-regulatory region sequence-specific DNA binding; nuclear receptor activity; nuclear steroid receptor activity
Source: RefSeq, a predicted model, not a curated record